GCUUCGAAACAAACACACACUUACCAGAAACAUAGAAAAGGCUUUUCUUUCACGGACUCGUUUAAGGUCCAUGACUUUCUGAUCAAAACUGUUUAGAUUCCGUCGCUUAUUGUUUUUGGCGCUCUGCCAAAAGCAACUUCUUUUAAUAGGCCAUUUCUUCUUCCAAAUAAACACCCAUCACGGGCCACUAAAAAACAACUUGUUCCUUAACAUUUUUACUUCAUGAUUUGUUCUCUUUUCUCAUACACACUCUAAGAAGAUACAUUAUAAAUACAUUUCACUUGAUUCCCCCAUAACAAACAUAUCCUCUUGCUUCUUUUGUGUUAGAGUUUUCAAGGCCAAAACAAUGGCCAGAACUGAAAACAGAGCAUCCUCUGUUUUCCUCUGUUUCCUUAUGCACUUUGCUGUAAUUUUGUUGAGUUGUGGUGGAGUUAGGAGUCAAGGUUCUCCCAUUUUCGCCUGUGAUGUUGAGAAUAACCCUGCAUUGGCGGGUUUUGGGUUCUGCGACAAAUCGUUGGGCGUGGAUGAGAGGGUGAAGGACCUUGUGGGAAGGUUGACAUUGCAAGAGAAGAUAGGGAACUUGGUAAAUUCUGCGUUGAAUGUGAGUAGGCUUGGGAUUCCAAGGUAUGAAUGGUGGUCUGAGGCACUUCAUGGAGUCUCCAAUGUUGGUCCUGGGACUCAUUUUUCCAAUGUGGUACCUGGGGCAACCAGUUUUCCUAUGCCUAUUCUCAUUGCUGCUUCUUUCAACACUUCCUUGUUUGAAACCAUUGGAAGGGUGGUUUCAACGGAAGCUAGAGCAAUGCACAAUGUGGGGCUGGCUGGUUUGACAUAUUGGUCACCAAACAUUAACAUAUUCAGAGAUCCAAGAUGGGGAAGGGGUCAGGAAACACCAGGGGAAGACCCUCUUCUAGUAAGCAAAUAUGCUGCUGGUUACGUGAAAGGUCUGCAAGAAACUGAUGAUGGGGAUCCCAACAAGCUCAAGGUUGCUGCUUGUUGCAAACACUACACAGCCUAUGAUUUGGAUAGUUGGAAAGGUGUUCAGCGUUACUCCUUCAAUGCUGUGGUGUCAAAGCAAGAUUUGGAUGACACAUUCCAACCACCAUUCAAGAGCUGUGUGAUUGAUGGGAAUGUUGCCAGUGUCAUGUGUUCCUAUAACCAGGUUAAUGGAAAGCCAACUUGUGCAGACCCUGACCUACUUAAGGGUGUUAUCCGCGGCCAAUGGAAACUAAAUGGAUAUAUAGUUUCUGACUGUGACUCGGUAGAAGUGCUUUACAAUGCUCAGCACUACACCAAGACUCCUGAAGAAGCUGCAGCCAAAUCCAUUCUGGCAGGGCUGGACUUGAACUGUGGUAAAUAUCUUGGGCAAUACACAGAAGGUGCUGUCAAGCAAGGGCUUAUAGAUGAAGCAUCCAUUAACAAUGCUGUCUCCAACAACUUUGCCACCUUGAUGCGUCUUGGUUUCUUUGAUGGUGAUCCAAGAAAGCAACCUUAUGGAAACCUUGGUCCAAAAGAUGUCUGCACUCCAGCAAACCAGGAACUCGCCCGUGAAGCUGCAAGGCAAGGGAUUGUGUUGCUUAAAAACAGUCCAGGAUCACUGCCUCUCAAUGCCAAAGCCAUUAAAUCGUUGGCAGUUAUUGGACCUAAUGCUAAUGUUACUAGGAACAUGAUAGGAAACUAUGAAGGCAUACCAUGCAAGUAUACUUCACCCUUGCAAGGCCUAACAGCUUUAGUUCCUACAAACUAUGUUGCUGGGUGUCCUGAUGUGCACUGCAGCAGUGCAGCACUAGAUGAUGCCAAAAAAGCUGCAACAUCUGCGGAUGCAACAGUGAUUAUAGUGGGAGCAAGUCAAGCGAUAGAGGCUGAAAGUCUUGACAGAGUCAACAUUCUUCUUCCAGGACAGCAACAACUUUUAGUCACUGAAGUGGCAAAUGUAUCCAAGGGACCUGUAAUUCUUGUCAUCAUGUCUGGAGGGGGCAUGGAUGUGUCCUUUGCAAAAACUAACACUAAAAUCACAAGCAUAAUGUGGGUUGGCUACCCUGGAGAAGCUGGUGGAGCAGCUAUAGCUGAUGUAAUCUUUGGAUUUCAUAAUCCAAGUGGAAGGCUACCUAUAACAUGGUAUCCACAAUCAUAUGUAGACAAAGUACCAAUGACCAACAUGAAUAUGAGGCCAAAUCCUUCCACUGGUUAUCCUGGUAGAUCAUACAGAUUUUAUAAAGGGAAAACUGUUUUCUCAUUUGGAGAUGGAUUAAGCUACUCGACUGUGGAGCAUAAGUUAGUUAAAGCACCUCAAUUGGUGUCUGUUCCCUUAGCUGAGGAUCAUGUGUGCCGUUCCUCAGAAUGCAAGUCACUUGAUGUUGGUGAUGAGCAUUGUCAAAACUUGGCCUUUGAUAUUCACCUUAGGAUCAAGAACAAAGGGAAAAUGAGCAAUAGCCACACAGUGUUUUUGUUCUCUACUCCUCCUGCAGUGCACAAUGCACCACAGAAACACUUGCUGGGUUUUGAGAAAGUUCACUUGACAGGAAAAUCAGAAGCACUAGUUAGGUUCAAAGUAGAUGUUUGUAAAGAUUUGAGCAUGGUUGAUGAACUUGGCAACAGAAAGGUUGCCUUAGGACAGCAUCUGCUUCAUGUUGGGAACUUGAAGCAUCCUUUGAGUGUGAGGAUUUGAAACAAGGAUUCAAAUCUUCAGCACUCACUCUUUUCUAUUUUUCCUCAUUGGUUCCCUCAUUAAAAAAUGUUGAAGGGGACAGGAAAUUGCAACAAAAAAAAUGGGUAUCAGAAAUAAGUUUUCG
This is a messenger RNA of Abrus precatorius (Indian licorice), 2789 nucleotides long. Its product is annotated as beta-xylosidase/alpha-L-arabinofuranosidase 2. The transcript is spliced from 7 exons. Gene Ontology annotation, biological process: xylan catabolic process; arabinan catabolic process. The coding region runs from base 347 to 2665 and encodes 772 amino acids. Gene Ontology annotation, molecular function: alpha-L-arabinofuranosidase activity; xylan 1,4-beta-xylosidase activity. Gene Ontology annotation, cellular component: plant-type cell wall. Lineage: Eukaryota; Viridiplantae; Streptophyta; Magnoliopsida; Fabales; Fabaceae. The record is from RefSeq and is a predicted model, not a curated record.